This is a messenger RNA of Panonychus citri (citrus red mite), 1415 nucleotides long. RefSeq lists its product as uncharacterized. The record is from RefSeq and is a predicted model, not a curated record. Gene Ontology annotation, molecular function: protein binding. Gene Ontology annotation, cellular component: plasma membrane. The transcript is spliced from 6 exons. Bases 9 to 1415 code for a protein of 468 amino acids. NCBI's taxonomy places the organism in Eukaryota, Metazoa, Arthropoda, Arachnida, Trombidiformes, Tetranychidae.
AUCCAAUCAUGUGGUCAGUAAAAGGAUUCUUUGGUUUCUAUGAGUUCGUCGACGAAGGUUUAAUUGGUCCACCGGUGAGGGAGGAAAAAUCCUGUGGUGGUGAUGAAAAAGGUUUCGGUGGGAUAAUCAGUUCACCCAACUAUCCAAAUUCAUUUCCUAAAUCAAUUGAUUGUAUGUGGUUAAUUAGAGUACAACAAAAUCAACACAUUUACCUUAGGAUAAUGCAAUUACAAUUGUUUGGGUCCAUAGCUAAUUGUAAGGAAGCUCAUCUAGCAAUUUAUGAUGGAUAUGAAAACUAUGACUAUGAACACCAUGAGCCUAAAAAAUACUGCGGUGACCUAAAGUAUUAUAAAAGUUUGGACGAUAAAGUUCAACUGAGUGCUAAUAACCGUUUACUAAUUAGAUUCAAAAGUGAGAUUACUGCUCCUCAAUGGGAAGAGCAAGUUGCAACCCAAGAGAUAACUGGAUUUAAAUUAAUUUGGACUGCAGUUACAUUCAAACCCAAAGCUGAUUGUCAACAUUUCCUAUGUUCCAAAUCUGAAUUUUGCUUAACACCUCAGAGUGGGUCAACCUGUAAACGUAAGGAAUACUUUUGUAUUGAUAAAUCAUUGAAAUGUGAUGGGAUUCCCAAUUGUAGUGAACAAGAUUCAUCCGAUGAAGACCAAUGUAACGUUUCCAACCGUUUAUACACAAUUGUUACAAUUCUGGGACUGAUUAGUGUUUCCUGUGGAUUGAUUUGUUUCCUAUGUCAUUGUCGUCGUCGUCGUCGUCGUCGGUCAAAUCUUGAUGACCAUCGAUCGUCAGUGUCUCAAAGUGGCCUUCACGGGUCUGGGUCAUCGGCAUUCACGGUGAAAACAACAUCCGAUGGUUCGAUUAGUGUUAAACAUUUAAAUCAUAGUCCACAAUCAUCAUCCUAUGUACUUGUGGCCAACGGCAGCGGCGGUGGGGAAAAUCAUGAUACACCUUCAUCUCCACCUUCUGAGUUAUUAUUACCUUUGGAUACUUUUUAUCGUCGAUCACAAAAUCAGAAUCAAUACCAACAGGCUAUUAAUCAAUUAAAGAAACAUCAUCAUCAUCAUCAUCAUCAUCGAUCAACGACUAUGUUAACACCCGAAGAUGAGGCCACUUUACCUCUCUUACUAGCAUCGUCUUCGGUUCCUUCAGUGAAUCAUCAUACUGGCUCACUGCGGACUCCUCGACAUCAUUCAAAUAAACACCAUAAUCAACAACAACAAUUAACCAAACCACUAUCGGCAUCAUCACUUGGUAAUAUAAUUGUUUCAACUUCCACCCCACCGGUGGGUAAAUGUUCAAUUCAUGGUCAACGAUCAAAUUUAUUUCAAGUGCCUCCACCACCUCCACUUACCCUUCAUGAUAAUAACUUUUAUACCCUCGGGUCAUCACAAGUAUCAUGA